AUGGAGAACAAAAUCAAUGUAACUGAGUUCAUUCUGCUGGGCCUUACACAAAGUGCAGAGCUUAGAAAAAUUUUCUUUGUCAUUUUCUUAUUCAUAUAUAUUAUCACAAUUAUAGGAAACAUACUCAUUGUCAUAACCAUGACUGCCAGCCAAACUUUGAGAUCACCCAUGUACUUUUUUCUAAACUUCUUAUCUACUGUGGAUGCAAUCUACUCUUCGGUUGUUGCUCCAAAGAUGGUUUUGGAUGUACUCUAUGAGAAGACAACUAUCUCUGUGGAAGGCUGUCUGACUCAGCUCUUUGCAGCCCAUUUUUUUGGUGGUGUUGGAAUCAUCCUCCUUGUAGUCAUGGCUUAUGAUCACUAUGUGGCCAUCUGCAAACCCUUGUACUACAUGACUGUCAUGAAUCAUCAUGUGUGCCACUUGUUGGUGGCAGCGGCCUGGAUGGGAGGCUCAGUACAUGCCACCAUACAACUUCUCUUCAUGGCCCAUCUUCCCUUCUGUGGCCCUAAUGUUAUUGAUCACUUCAUGUGUGAUUUGUUCCCAUUGCUGAAACUGGCCUGCAUGGACACCCAAGUUCUUGGCCUUUUAGUCAUUGCUAAUAGUGGAGUAAUGUGCCUGUCAAUCUUUCUCAUACUAGUUGUCUCCUAUGUUGUUAUCCUCUCUUCCCUGAAGGGUGGGAGCUCAGAAGGAAGGAGAAAGGCCCUUUCCACUUGCAGCUUUCACUUCACAGUGGUGGUCUUGUUUUUUGCUCCCUGCAUUUUCUUAUAUGUGAGGCCAGUAGUCACUUUUCCUAUAGAUAAAGCUGUAGCUGCAUGUGCUUCUAUGAUUACUCCUAUGUUAAACCCCUUGAUUUAUACCCUUAGGAAUACAGAGGUAAAAAAUGCCAUGAAGAAACUCUGGAUUAGAAGAAUGCCUUUGACUGUUUGG
This is a messenger RNA of Vombatus ursinus (common wombat), 927 nucleotides long. RefSeq names its product olfactory receptor 4C6-like. The transcript has a single exon. Gene Ontology annotation, biological process: G protein-coupled receptor signaling pathway. NCBI's taxonomy places the organism in Eukaryota, Metazoa, Chordata, Mammalia, Diprotodontia, Vombatidae. The record is from RefSeq and is a predicted model, not a curated record. The annotation marks the transcript as partial. Gene Ontology annotation, cellular component: membrane. Gene Ontology annotation, molecular function: olfactory receptor activity; G protein-coupled receptor activity.